AUGGAAGACAGAAACAAAACCUUUGUGACAGAAUUCAUCCUUUUGGCUUUCUCCGAGUUCCAUCAGUAUCAGAUUUUACUUUUUACUGUUGUCUUAUUUGCGUACAUUGCUUGUAUUACUGGAAAUAUUACUAUAAUUCUGAUGAUUAUAGUGGAACAGUCUCUCCAUGUGCCCAUGUAUUAUUUUAUUAGCAUAUUUGCUGCUGAAGAAAUAUUAAUGGUUUCUGUUGUAAUUCCAAAGCUUUUAGCUAUCCUUAUGGCAGGUAAUCAGAAGAUAUCUUUUAUAAAUUGCUUUGUACAGCUAUAUAUAUUUAUUACCUUGGGACAAGUGGUAAGUAUUUGCAUCAUGAUAAUGGCCUAUGAUAGACACUUGGCCAUUAACAAGCCAUUGCAUUAUACAGUUAUUAUGAAUCGAACCCUCUGUAUAGGGCUGGUGAUUCUUCCAUGGAUUUUUAGCUUGUCUAGCUCUUUAAUUGUGACACUGUUUACAAUGUUUUUGGAUUUUUGUGGCCCUAAUAAGGUCAACAAUUUCUUCUGUGAAGUUUGUCCAUUGCAGAGUCUGGCAUGUUCAGAUACAUAUAUCAUCAAUACAGUGACAACCACCGCUGCCGCCAUAGCAACUGUCCUCCCAUUCAUUAUAAUUGUUGGGCUCUAUACCAAAAUCAUUAUGACUGUUUUCAAGAUAAAGAGUUCUUCGGGUAAACAGAAAGCUUUCUCCACAUGUUCAUCUCAUCUUAUAGUUGCCAUGUUAUUUUUCAUGACUGUCUUUAUUAUCUACCUUACUCCUUAUGACAGCCAACGUGAUAAAUAUUAUUCUCUCAUUUACUUUCUCAUUAAUCCGGUAGUCAACCCUUUUAUAUAUGCAUUAAGGAAUAGGGAUGUGAGAAAUAUUCUAAAGAAAUCGCGGCGUGUAAAAAUGUGUAUUCCUUUUAUUCACACAUGCAACAAAUCAGUCCACUUACUGGGAAUAUUUUUGGCCACUGGGAAUUCAUUUGCAUCGCUGCAUUUUGAGUUCCUGCUGGGUGUCUCAACGAUUUCUGGAAUUGUUCGUCAAACAUGUCAAGUGAUUUGGCAGCGACUCCUGGACACAGUGAUGCCAGAGCCCAAGGCUGAGGAUUGGAUCCGAAUUGCUGAGGGUUUUCAUCUAGAUGCGCAGUUUCCAAACUGCUUAGGGGCAAUGGAGGGCAAACACAUACGUGUUAAGAAGCCGCCUCCUGGUUCUACAACUUUUCAGUAG
This is a messenger RNA of Bufo bufo (common toad), 1236 nucleotides long. RefSeq names its product olfactory receptor 1-like. The transcript has 3 exons. Gene Ontology annotation, biological process: G protein-coupled receptor signaling pathway. Gene Ontology annotation, molecular function: olfactory receptor activity; G protein-coupled receptor activity. NCBI's taxonomy places the organism in Eukaryota, Metazoa, Chordata, Amphibia, Anura, Bufonidae. The record is from RefSeq and is a predicted model, not a curated record. Bases 1 to 1236 code for a protein of 411 amino acids. Gene Ontology annotation, cellular component: membrane.